AUGGCGACGGCCGGGAGCGGCGAGGACCAGAGCCAGCUGGUGCUGAGAGGCCCGCCGCUGACGGAGGCGGAGGUGGCGGGGGCGGAGCUGCUCCUGGCGGCCUACCUCGUCCAGAAGCUGGCCGCCCACGGGGACCGCCUUCUGCAGGUGGUGGUGGGCCAGGAGUCGCGGGCAGACUGGGUGCUGCGACAGGCGGCGGCGGAGCUGUCGGCGCUGCAGAGGGCGGUGCCCAGCCUGCGGGAGGGCGACACCGUGGCCGUCUGCGUUGGCAGGUCGGCGCUCUUCGCCCCAGCCCUGCUGGCCACGCUCUGCUCGGGAGCCGUCUGCGCCGUCGUCAACGCGGCACUGCCUCACGAGAGCCUGCGCCAAGCCCUACAGGAGCUGAAGCCAGUAGCGGUGCUAUGCGAACCACAGGCCACCAAGUCCGUUUCCGACGCCAGGCCGACUGGCUGCCCCCUCCUGGUGUUGGGGACUGCCGAGGCGGUCCCUGAUGCUCAACACCAGCUAAUGAGCAGAGCCCAGGGGCUGCAGGGGAACAACACGGCCCCCGCCGUCGCACUCCUCACGUCUGGGACCACAGGACAGCCCAAGGUCAUCCGGAUACCUCGCCGCAACAUGGCCUUAGCGAUGCUCAUACUUACGCGCAGCGAUGCCCCUUUAGGGAAAGACGACACCCUGCUAUUCACAACCGGCUUCUUCUGGUUAAGCGGAACUCUGUUCACGUUCUGGAGCCUGGACACCGGAAUAAAGUGCAUCGUGACGCCGGAAUUCAACCUCCAGACUGUACUGGACUACAUCGAGAGAUCCAAGCCCACCGCCAUCUUCAUGCCGCCGAACCAGUGGGUAUCGCUGGCUCGCCAUUCUCCGGAAGGCCGACUGCGGCCGGCAAUGCAGCAGGUGCGUCUGUGCUUCACCGGAGGAGCCGCUCUCAACACGGAGACGCACGCGUGGGUGGAGGCGUGUACAGGCCGGCCGCUGGUGCAGUGGUACGGCCAGACGGAGGCCUUACCGGUGUGCAACGUGCUCGCCAGCCCUCACCGGCCGCCACCUGGAUCCGUGGGUCGCCUCCAUGCCGGAGUGCAAGCCAAGGUACUGGACUUGCAGACUGGAAAGUGUCUCGGUCCAGGAGUCGAUGGGGAGCUGUGCUUCAAAGGACCGACUAUCAUAGACGAAUUCGUGGACAAGGAUGGCUGGAUCCACACUGGAGACGUUGGUCACUACGACACCGAUGGAAACUUCUACGUCGUUGACAGAAUAAAAGAACUCGUCAAAUACCGCGGUGUCCACGGGAGUGACUGCUGA
Messenger RNA from Schistocerca piceifrons (Central American locust), 1302 nucleotides. Its product is annotated as 4-coumarate--CoA ligase-like 1. Gene Ontology annotation, molecular function: long-chain fatty acid-CoA ligase activity. The transcript is spliced from 7 exons. Lineage: Eukaryota; Metazoa; Arthropoda; Insecta; Orthoptera; Acrididae. The record is from RefSeq and is a predicted model, not a curated record. The coding region runs from base 1 to 1302 and encodes 433 amino acids. Gene Ontology annotation, biological process: fatty-acyl-CoA biosynthetic process; long-chain fatty acid metabolic process.